Molecule: messenger RNA, 732 nt
Organism: Rotaria sp. Silwood2
Lineage: Eukaryota; Metazoa; Rotifera; Eurotatoria; Philodinida; Philodinidae
Source: the annotation of a GenBank genome assembly
AUGGUAACAAGACAUUCAACAUUAGAUACAAUUUCAAAUAAUUUAUUUACAAAUAUUGAACGAUUAGGUACACGUGAUUUAUUAUCCUAUGAACAACUUUCAUAUGAUACUAUAUUAACAUCAAUCCAAAGUAAUAAUACAUUACCAUUAUCAGUUAAUAGUUUAUUUGAUCGUUUACUUUCUCGUCAUGGUCUUAAUUUAACAUCAUCAUUACAAAUUCUAAUUGAACUAUAUAUUCGUUGGUUAACAAAAAAUUCAAAUAAUUUUUGUAUUCAAUUAAAAAAGAAAUUAGUAGGUUCAUUUAUAUAUCUAUCUGAUUUAUUUCCAUCAUCACAGCAAUUAUCAAAUUUAUAUGAUUUAUGUGAUGAAUAUUUUCAUACAUGGUUUGAUAAAGAUGAUUUAAUGAUAUCAUUAAUAAGUUAUAGUUUAUGUAAAUCUGAUAUAUUAUUUGGACAAGCAACAAAAGAAUAUAAUGAAUUAUAUAUACAUUUAAUUGAACGUAAUUAUAAAUUAAUAACUAAAACUCAUGCAUAUGCAUCAUGUUUAUUUUUACUUGAAAGUCAUGAAGUUGAUUUAAAUUUAUAUGAUAUUUUAUUAUCAUUAAUUAAAGAUGAUAAUUUAACACAAAAAAUUAUAUCAAUUAGUCUUGAAAGACUUUUAAUAGUUGGUCAAUAUGACAAAAAUGAUAUAUGGCGUUUAUAUGAAUGUUCAAUAACAAUAAUACGUCAAUGA